Messenger RNA from Durusdinium trenchii, 312 nucleotides. Lineage: Eukaryota; Dinophyceae; Suessiales; Symbiodiniaceae. The record is from the annotation of a GenBank genome assembly.
AUGCGGAAGUGUCGAGUGGAAGUGUCGACCCUCCGCUGGUGGCAGGAGAAUGAGAAUCGCGUUUAUGCCUGUACUUCCUCCAGCUAUUCAGGUUUCUUUUCCAUGGUGAAGUGGCCGGCUGAGGUCGGCUUCCAGACUUCGAUGUGGACGAUGACUACGAGCCUGAGGGAGAAACAGAAGCAGAGAGCGGGCAGCAAAGCCGAGAUCCAGACCAGCCGAGAUCAGGUCAGCGCGCCGGAAGGCCAACCCAUUGUCUUCCGGAUCGAGCUCAUUCCUACUGGCACGGGCACAGUGAAUAGUACGCUCUCUUGA